AUGGAUGAUACUUCCCACAGCAUUGAUCAAUCGCUCUAUAUGACUGCUGCAGCUGAAAGUAAUAGCUUUAUUAAAUAUAUGCAUCAAGAAAUAGAGCCUCUUAACACAGAAUUUAUUGAAAAAAUAAUAGAAGAAAUUUUGUCUGGGAUAAAUUUCGAGAAUAAAGUAGAUUCUCUGUCUAAUGGAGAGGGUAGAAACGAUGAAACAGAAAUCAUUGGCUCGCUAUUAGAAAUUGAAUUAGAAAACGUCAGUAAUGAAUCUGAGGAAAAGUAUGAAAAAUUAUCAAAUGGCAAUAGUCUUGGAUCGAGUGAGGAAAAGAUUGAUUUUCUUUAUAAAUCCAACGGAUCUUCUAAAAACCUUCAAAAUUCAGUUUUAAGGAAGUCAGAAGCAAAAUCAAUGUCAGAUUAUUUUAAAGACACUAAUGAAGUAAAAAUUUUUGUUAAAAAAGCUACAAUUGUUUCAGAAGGCUGACUUGGAGUGCAGUCAUAUUAUGUUUACAGCAUUGAAUCUAAGUGAAAAACAGAACAAUUUCAAGUGACACGAAGGUUUCGUGAUUUAGAAUGGCUCAACCGCAUUUUAAGAGAAAGAUAUAAAGGAAUGCCAAUUCCUACUUUGCCAGAAAAAUCAAUAUUAAAUAACAGCAAUAAAAAAUUUUUAGAAAAUAGAAGAAUUGAGAUUGAGAUGUAUUUAAGUAUUCUAGGAAAACAUCCAAUUUUGAAAUGUUGUUUGCCAUUUAAAUUGUUUUUACAAUGCCCAGAUGAAACUUUUGUAACUGAGCAGCAUAAUUUAGAUGCUUCCACUAAUAAAUUCCAAUAUGCUGAUAUUGAAGACGCUUUUGAUCAAAUUAUUUCUAUCUUUGAAGCUAAGCUAAAUUAUAUUUUAAUACGAAAAAUCGAGCCUUUUAGCAAAGAGCUUGCUGCAGUUGACAAAGCAAUUUCAUUACUAUAUGAGCCUACAAACCAAUUUUACCUUGCAUUUUCUUCACUUAUAGAAUCCCAAAAUAAUUUACAAGCAAACUUGGAAAAUAUGAGUUUUCCUGACUCAGCAAAAUUUGAAAGAAUUACAGAAGAAAUUUCUCAGUCAGUAAAAAGUCCGAAUGAAGAGCUAAAAAAUUUGACGAUGAAUCUUAAAGAAGAAUCAUUAAAAACAGAAGCGUUGAGAAAUGCAAUUUUUGAUUAUAAGAAAACGAUGAAAAAAUAUUCUGAAUUUGAGCUGCUUAUUAAUAGAAAAUUAAAUAAGCAAAGAUAUUCUUCAGACCCAUCAAAAUGUGAAAAAUAUAUAAAAGAAAUUGAAUUUGUGCAAAAUGAAAUUGAAAAUAUUGAGAAAGAGCUAGAAAUGAUUGAAGAAAAUAUAAAGAAGGAAAGUAUUUGAUUUCAUGCUGAGCGGGAAGAGAGUUUUGAAAGGAUUUUGGAAAGAAUAACACAGUUUCAGAAAGAUAGGUGGCUGAUUGAGAGCAGAAUUUGGCAAGAGAAAAUAAUUGAAGGGUAA
Blepharisma stoltei is the source of this 1488-nucleotide messenger RNA. The record is from the annotation of a GenBank genome assembly. NCBI's taxonomy places the organism in Eukaryota, Ciliophora, Heterotrichea, Heterotrichida, Blepharismidae.